Molecule: messenger RNA, 1961 nt
Organism: Salvelinus fontinalis (brook trout)
Lineage: Eukaryota; Metazoa; Chordata; Actinopteri; Salmoniformes; Salmonidae
Product: testis-expressed protein 30-like
Exons: 5
Coding region: 105-845 (246 amino acids)
Source: RefSeq, a predicted model, not a curated record
GCAUAAGAGAGUUGUACUUCAGUCCAGUAGGUGGCGGUAAUGCAACAUUUAUUGGAUGCCAACCGCCGUUAAACCUCAUCGAAGAAGACAAGACAACUGACGACAUGGGAACGUUUCAAGAGGACAGCUUGAACAUAAUUUUUGGGAAAAAACGAAUCGUUGCUGUCAGAGUUGUGUUGAGCGUCCCUGCUAACGCAAGUGCUGUGCAGACUGCUGUCAUCUUGACACACGGGGCUGGAGGGGACAUGAAUUUAAAGCAUUUGGUUUCUCUUGCUCAUGUACUUGCCUCGAAUGGUCUGCUAUGUCUUCGCUUCACGUGUAAAGGUUUAAACCUGGUUUACAGAGUGAAGGCUUACAAUGCUGUUUUGGAACACUUGAAAUAUCUUAAGAAAUUCACAAUAGGACACAUAUUCUUUGUUGGCCGUUCUAUGGGGGCUCGAGCUGCCUCUGCUCUGGCCAGGCAGCUCAGUGUUAGACCAGAGGAUGCAGUAGCUGGCCUAGUCUGUCUGUCCUUCCCCCUACACCCUCCAGGACAGACCCACAGCCAUCGCCAGCGGAGUGAGGACCUCAGGGGGCUGCCUAAGGAGGUGCCUGUGUUGUUUCUGUCUGGCACUGCAGACAACAUGUGUGAGAAGGUCCUUCUGGAGAAUGUUGUAAAAGAGAUGAAGUGUCCAACGACUGUUCGCUGGAUUGAAGGAGGCAACCAUGGACUUACAAUGAAGGGAAGGGCUGAGGAGUCUGCCCUGGAUGAAGUCAACUCACAUGUCUUAUCAUGGAUUCGGGAUCAAAUUUGCAUGAAGCUGACUGUAGAUCCGAAAGUUGUUGUUGCGCCACACAUUCCGUAGUGUGUUAUCAUACAUCCAGUUUAUAUUAUGAAUGUGUUGUGCUUAUAAUGAAGAAUAAAUAUAUACUUUUAUAUAUAUUUUUUUUAUUUUGGGCUAAAGGUAUUGACAUAGAUUUGCCUUGAAUAAUACAGCGUGCGGGUUGCUUCUCUGAAACGGACCGGUGCCUUCUAGUGGCGUGUAUUCAGGGAAGACAAACUUCCUCAAAUAUCUGUACCAAAUCAAAUCAAGUUGUAUUUGUCACAUUGCACCGAACACAACUGUGAAAGUGUCAAAUCCCGUUGAGAGCAAACGUCAUUGACAGAAAAACAAAAUGGAAUUGUUGCAUCUCGUUGUGUUGUCGUCCUCCGGUGGCUAGCUAGCCAGCUAGCUAAAGUUGUCUCUUUCCUAAAUUAGCCGUGGAUGGGAGAUGGGGAUGUGGACUUUUUACUUUUACUUCAUUCUCUGUACUGGCCAAUGAUUAUAACGGUGAUACUGAUCCAGCCAUUAGUUCAUACAUUGUUGUUUACCUGGCCUGAUAGAAUGGGUUUUCAAUAUGUAGCUAGAUGUAGAAGGCUCAUGUUAACUAGCUAACGUUGCCCACGAAUGGAAGUUAGGCUAGCGAGCAAGCAUUUUAUCCAGGUAGCCUAGGGCAACAAAAACUAAAAGUGUGUACUGAAUGACAGAGUGAAAGACUGUUUCAGCAACAUGAAAGAGAGGAGGAUGUCAUUGGCGUUUCUCUACAAGUAGGGUGAGUCAGCGUGUUUUCUACUUGCACGAACACACACACACACACACAGAAAUCAGAGCCAUGGACAGCCACAUCAUAUUUAGCUUAAAUUGAUUGGACUAAAUUGUUUUGGGGUCUCUUUUAGUUGUCACUAUUGGACUAAGCAGAGUUGAUUUGAUGAAUUUGAAAUGGUGCUGGAAUAAGGCAGCUCUUGUUUUGUUUGUGACUUGCGGUUACUCUCUGUGGUUCUAAAUCAAUAAUUGUUUAGUGGUCCGAAAAUAUCUGAAACAACUUGAUUGACCAUGCUGAAUGUCAUGUAGCUGUCUGUUACUGUACAUCCGAAAUGCUUCGUGGACGUCACUGGACAGAGGUUGCCAUUUUGUAAUAAAACAAAGAUGAGGUUGAAUUUA